Messenger RNA from Callorhinus ursinus (northern fur seal), 1650 nucleotides. RefSeq names its product phenylalanyl-tRNA synthetase 2, mitochondrial (gene FARS2). Gene Ontology annotation, cellular component: cytoplasm; mitochondrion. The record is from RefSeq and is a predicted model, not a curated record. Gene Ontology annotation, biological process: phenylalanyl-tRNA aminoacylation. Gene Ontology annotation, molecular function: tRNA binding; ATP binding; phenylalanine-tRNA ligase activity. Lineage: Eukaryota; Metazoa; Chordata; Mammalia; Carnivora; Otariidae.
AUAAGAGCCUUCCCCAGGAGACUAGGCAGCGUGCCGCACUUCAGAUUUGAAACACCCCGGUUUGGGUCUCCUGGGCGAGCGGUGGAUACUAUCUCCUUUGGGAUUAAAACAAACUAAAAGAAUCUGUGAAAGGAGUUUCUACAAUGGUUUGCUCAGCUCUCAGGAGAGUUGCCCACCUGCAUGUUUACCUGGUGAGGAAGGCCAGUAGUGUCUCCAAAGGCCAUCAUCGGCAGGCCUUGGGCUCGAGACCUGCUGCUUCAGAGUUUGCUGCCCGAGGAGCUCCAGGUGGUGUGGUGGAGUUGCUGGGCAAAUCCUACCCUCAGGACGACUACAGCAACCUCUCCCAGAAAGUCCUCUCCAGGGUUGGCAGGAAUCUGCACAACCAGCAGCAUCACCCUCUCUGGCUGAUCAAGGAGAGGGUGAAGGAGCACUUCUACAAGCAGUAUGUGGGCCGCUUUAGGACUCCACUGUUCUCAGUCUAUGAGGACCUUUCUCCAGUGGUCACCACCUGGCAGAACUUUGACAGCCUGCUCAUCCCAGCUGACCACCCCAGCCGAAAGAAGGGAGACAACUAUUACCUGAAUGGGACUCACAUGCUGCGAGCGCACACGUCCGCACACCAAUGGGACCUGCUGCACGCUGGGCUGGAUGCCUUCCUGGUAGUGGGGGAUGUCUAUCGGCGCGACCAGAUCGACUCCCAGCACUACCCAGUGUUCCACCAGUUGGAGGGCGUCCGACUCUUCUCUAAACACGAGUUAUUUGCUGGCAUGAAGGAUGGAGAAAGCCUACAGCUCUUUGAACAGAGUUCUCGCUCUGCCUAUAAACAAGAGACACAUACCAUGGAGGCCAUGAAGCUCAUUGAGUUUGACCUUAAGCAAACACUUACCAAACUUGUGACACAUAUUUUUGGAGAUGGACUGGACAUUAGAUGGGUAGACUGCUACUUUCCUUUUACUCAUCCUUCCUUUGAGAUGGAGAUCAACUUCCAUGGAGAAUGGCUAGAAGUGCUUGGCUGCGGGGUGAUGGAACAGCAACUGGUAAAUUCAGCUGGUGCUCAAGAUCGGAUCGGUUGGGCCUUUGGCCUAGGAUUGGAAAGACUGGCCAUGAUCCUCUAUGACAUCCCUGACAUCCGCCUCUUCUGGAGUGAGGAUGAGCGUUUCCUGAAGCAGUUCCGCGUGUCAGAUAUCAACCAGAACGUGAAAUUUCAGCCUCUUAGCAAAUACCCUGCUGUGAUAAAUGACAUCUCAUUCUGGUUGCCCUCUGAGAGUUACACAGAAAACGAUUUCUAUGAUUUAGUACGAACAAUUGGAGGAGACCUGGUGGAAAAAGUUGAUCUGAUAGACAAGUUUGAACAUCCAAAGACGCAGAAGACCAGCCACUGCUACCGCAUCACCUACCGCCACAUGGAGCGAACCCUGUCCCAGAGAGAGGUCGGGCGCGUGCAUCAGGCCAUGCAGGAGGCCGUGGUGCAGCUGCUGGGUGUGGAGGGCAGGUUUUGAUGCCACUGCCUGGACCAGGCUGCAGCCUCUCGGGGCUCCAAGGAUUUGCGAGAGAGAAAAGGAUAUUUUGUGGAGACUGGGGCAUCCGUCAUGUUGUGAUAAAUGGGUCAGUGUUAGGACUUUCAGAAAAUAAAGGAUCGCUCUUGAGAAA